AUGGGAAAGUCAACUUCAGUCACUAGCACAGCCAGAGAAUCCGGAGGCGAUAGCCUCUCCCAUACAGAAAAUGGAACGGUCAUUGAAUACCACGAAACUAAACGUGGUCUUUCUUCUCGCCAUGUGCAGUUGAUGGCCAUUGGGGGAUCGAUUGGAACAGGCCUAUUUGUCGGUAUCGGUUCUUACCUCCGUGAUGCCGGGCCUCUGUCCCUGUUCCUGGGGUAUCUCUUCUAUGGCGUUCUGUUCAUCUGGCCCACAAACCUAUGCGUGGGUGAGAUGUGCGCCUACCUGCCAAUCCGAGGAUCUAUCUUCGAACUAGCAGCGCGGUACAUCGAUCCAGCCUUCGGAUUUGCAAUGGGCUGGGUAUACUUUUACGGCGGACUCAUGCUUCUCUGCACCGAGUACUCCGCUGUGGCGACGGUGAUGCAGUACUGGAACACCAGCGUCAACCCAGCCGUCUGGGUCGCCAUGGCCAUGGUCGUAUGCUUCCUCCUGAACAUCGUCGCCGUAAAAUACUAUGGAGAGACCGAAUUCAUCAUGGCCUCCACCAAGAUCCUCCUUCUCAUCGCCCUGGCCGCCGGCGAGAUCGAAAACCCGCGCUUCACGAUUCCCCGCGUCGUCAAAAUGACCUUCUACCGUAUCGUCGGCUUUUACGUCAUUGGGGUCCUCGCCGUGAGUAUCAUCUGCUCCCCAAACGACCCUCGUCUCAUAAGCGCCAUCGAAUCCUCUGCUGCUGGAUCCGCCGCCUCUCCAUGGGUGAUUGGCAUCCAGAAUCUCGGCAUCCACGGCCUUCCCGGCUUCAUCAACUUCCUCAUCCUCCUAGCCGGCUGGUCCUGCGGAAAUGCCUACCUCUACAGCUCCAGCCGCACCCUCUACUCGCUCGCACGCGAUCACCAAGCCCCUGCCUUUCUCCUGAAAUGUACCUCCGCCGGAGUCCCUAUCAACUGCGUUCUCGUCGUCUCCCUCCUCUCUUGCAUCACAUUCCUCGUCGCCGAUACCUCUGCCGUCACGGUCUUCUACUGGUUCGUCGACCUCACCACCACCGCCUUUAUCCUCACCUACACCGGCAUGGUCUGCGUCUUCCUAGCCUGGUAUCGUGCGCUCAAGGCACAGGGCAUCGAUCGGAAGACGUUCCUCCCCUGGGCGUCGCCGUGUCAGCCGUACGCAGCUAUUGUGGCAUUGAUCAUUGGGUGCUUGGUGACGCUGUUUAAUGGGUUCACAGUGUUUGUCCCGUUCAGUGUAGAGGGGUUUAUCACUUCGUACUUCGGCGUGGCGUUCUGGGCCGUCAUGUUCCUGUUUUGGAAGGUGUAUCAGGGCACGAAGUGGGUGGAUCCGGCAAAGGCUGAUAUAUUUUCUGGCAAGGCUGAGGUCGAUGCUGAGUGUAGGGUUUGGGAAGAUGGAGGAUUCUUGGAGCGGCGGAGGGCGGAGUUGGCAAAGAUGCAUUGGGUGAGAAGGUGGUGGGAGAAGAUGUGGUAG
This is a messenger RNA of Aspergillus welwitschiae, 1476 nucleotides long. Its product is annotated as putative proline permease. Gene Ontology annotation, molecular function: amino acid transmembrane transporter activity. NCBI's taxonomy places the organism in Eukaryota, Fungi, Ascomycota, Eurotiomycetes, Eurotiales, Aspergillaceae. Gene Ontology annotation, biological process: amino acid transmembrane transport. The transcript has 3 exons. Gene Ontology annotation, cellular component: membrane. The coding region runs from base 1 to 1476 and encodes 491 amino acids. The record is from RefSeq and is a predicted model, not a curated record.